GGCCAUCACACAUGCACACCCAAACCCACACCCACAUGCCAGCCCGCCAAGAGCGAACUGCUUCCCCACCUCCCCACGACGGGAGCCUGCAUGGCCAUGACGCCCGCAAUGAUAAUAAUAACAUCCCUCUGAACUCGCCCGCGCCCAUCCCAAAACCGAACACACAGCACAAGAGAACUCUGCUCCGCUCCGCCUUCCACUGCAUUCCGUAGUACGUACCUACCUACCUCCUGUGCCCGCGCGCAGAACCGCUACUCCCCCGCCUCUGCCUCAGCUCUGACCGUUCACUGCCGUGCCCCCUCCUGCCCGCCACGGAACCUUCUACGCCUCCGGAGGAGGACUCUCCCGUCGGUGGCGCCGCCGCGCCGGCCACACCGGUCGUCGCGCCUGAAUGCUGCGAUCGUCCUGCAGGCCGCACUACGCCUGACCGGGCCGACAGCCAGCUCGCGAAGAUGCACGCCGGGACGACGCGCGGCGACGGCGGCACGCGGGGCCUCCAGCGCCGAUUCGGCUGCAUGGCCGGCAUUUUCCAGAUCUUCGACCGCCAUCGGCUCAUCGCCGGGGCCGGCCGCCGCGCCGCCCGGCAGGCGCAGAAGAGGCUGCCUCCGCCUUCUUCCGCUCCGCCAGGCAAAACUCAACAUCCAAAGAGCAGCAGCGAUGUUCUAGUUCAAAGUUCAAGUGCGUCGAAGAUCGUUCUGGAGAAAACAUUGAGCAAAUGCACGACCGAGAACAGCAGCCUUUCCAUCGAAUCGUCAAGCGAUUCGUCUUCCUCCUCUCCGUGCACGUCCUUCUCCUCCCUCGAUGGCAACAAAUCAGUCCAACAGGAGCUUCCUUACACCAGCGAGGAGCUCUUUGCGCAGAGGCCACUGAAGAGCUCGCCGAGUCUGAGGGAACCUGACAUGAACGCCAAGUCUGGCCAUCCUAAUGCCGGUUUCAGAGACAUAGUGAAGGACUGCAUCAACCGGGACUCCGGAGGCCUGACGGUAAAAACUUCGGUGCACGAGGCAAGGAGAAAUGGGCAGCACAAGGACUCACCGAGGCCACUGCUGCUGUCCAAAUCAAUGGAUGGGACCUGUAUCAUUGGGAUCGAUAGGACCACAAAUGUUCCUGCAAAUGUCAAUGGAUCUAGAAGGUGUUUGCAGGAGCAGUCACGCUUUUCUUGUGAUGACCGAAGGCUCCUGCGACCAACUGAAACCCAGGAAAGCAAGAGGUCUUCCUCGAGGCCAAAGGAGCUUCCUAGAUUGUCCUUGGACAGUAGGAAGGAGUCUCUGAGUCCAGGCUCACGUCAGAAGGACCUCGGUUACAAGAGAACUGAUGAUAUUCUUCUGGAUACUUUGAGGCCUCAAGAUUCCCCUAGCCAUAGCAGAGCUAACAGUGUCAUUGCCAAGCUAAUGGGGUUGGAAGAAGCAACAAAUGCUACAGGAGUGCUCACUGCCGAUAGCUGUGAACCCACAAGGUCACCGAGACCAGCUCAGACCACUCAAUAUGGGCAUCCAUCACGCUCCCCCAGAGGCACUUGCCAGGAUUCCUGCAGCAUGCAGCUGAAGAACGAGUCCUCAGUACUGAAAACCAAGCCUUCCCCACGAAUUCUCACAGAAGCAGCUCCUUGGAGACAGCAGGAAAGAAGUGUCACCAAUAUCUGUCGAGAAGCUGAAGGGAGGCCAAGGAUUGCAUCUGUCUAUGCUGAUAUAGAGAGAAGGGUUGGGGGCUUCGACUUUUUAGAGUGUAAUAACAAGGACUUCAGGGCUCUCAGAAUAUUGGGUGCAUUGAAUGUGAGAGAUGCUAAGAACAAGAAUGACAGCAGUGGCAGACCAAUGGCUACUCACAGAACAGGAUAUGACCUAACCACCUCUGGAAGCUUCCAGGCUCCUAUUGUGGUCAUGAAGCCUGCAGGAACCACUGAGAAGCAUGGGGUUUCACUUGCUUCUGUUGCCCCCAUAGCAGGCCUCAGAAGCCUCAGAAAGUUGCCAGCUAGAUAUUCAUCUUUCACUGGCACAAAUGAGGCCAGCACAAAUGAGAAUAUUCAUCUUCAGAUGUCAAGAGCUCAAUUGAAGUCUGAAGAAACUGUCAGCAGUGCCAGCUCACCAAGGCCUACAAGCUCAUCGAACCCCAGAAAUGUGCUAAAGAAGGCAGAACCUGAAAGAAGAUCCCGUCCACCUGUUUCACCAAAAUCUCCAAGCAAGAAGUCCAAUGAAGCUGUCUCCCCAAAAGGAAGAACAAGAUCAAAGCCUUCUCAGGUGAAAAGCCACCGUGAUGAGGUCUUGCAUAGUACAGGGAACAGAAUAAGCUUAGCUAAGCAGGUUGACGUCAGCGUUAUAGAUUGUCCAAAGCCUCCGGGUGGCAACUCAACCUUCGUUCCACCAAGCAAUGCUGCUGCAACAGCAAGUCACAAGGCUCCUUCAAUUCUGGAUUCAGACCAAAACAUUCAUUCACUGGACAACAUUCCAAGCCCUGUCUCUGUCCUUGAUACAUCCUUCUAUCAUAAAAGGAUCUCAGAUUCAUUCAAAGAUGGUGAGACACAUUCUUCAGAGGAAUGCUGGAACCCAAACAGCCUGCCUGACACACCACAGUCAAAAGCGAGCAGUGAAGCCAACCAGAUUAAACCAGAAAAUUUGGAAGUUCUGAUCCAGAAGCUUGAGCAGCUACAGUCAAUGAACGAAGAAGACGCAAGUAUCAAAGAAGUCAUGGCAUCAGUCACUGCAAAUAAAGAUCACCAGUAUAUCUAUGAGAUACUGUUGGCAUCUGGUCUUUUGCACAAAGAACAUAGUAUCACGGCAUUACCUGCUCAACUCCAAACAUCAAAUUAUCCAAUCAAUCCGGAGCUCUUCCUCAUUCUUGAGCAAACAAAACCAGACUUAGUUUUCGCAUUCCAAGCUGUCAGUGGAACUAAGAAAACUUGUAAGCCUUACACAGGGAAGCUUCACCGAAGACUUGUGUUUGACCUGGUAAACGAAACAAUAGCUCAAAAGAUGAUCAUCUGCAGAUCUGGAAGCCAGCCAGCAAAGUUUCUUCAAUCAAGGAAGUUGAGUGGGUGGCAACUAUUCAAGGAUUUGUGCACUGAGGUUGACAGGCAAAUAAAAUGCACCGGGGAGGAGGAGAAUGGAAACAUGAUAUUAGAUGAGGAUACAGUCAAUGGAACGAAAGACUGGAUGAGCUUCGACACUAUGCUACAUGGCAUAGUUUGGGAGAUUGAACGAUCCAUCUUCAAGGGUCUUAUCGACGAGGUUAUCGGCGGUGAGACUAUAGAGAAGAUGCAAUUUGGGCAAAGGAAACUGCAGAGGCAGCUUUCUUUCAGUAGUAUAAACUGAAUAUGCGUCGUAGCAGUCAUUUCCAUGGAAGCUUAUAACAACUAGUAAAUGUGACAGUUUCUAUUUUUUCUGAAGACUAAACUGUACAAGUAUAAAUGAUCCUCAACACUAGUCUUGCUGCCUGACUAUUGCAAUUCGAGAUUUGUGUGACAUGACUACUGUUUGACUCUACUACCGGUCAAGGCGAUUGAAGUGCACAGUACCCCGCGUGUGCAUGGUGGACCCAUUAUAUCAAGUGUUUAUAGGAAUGUCGGGUAGAUGAUAACUUGAGAUAAAGUUCUCGUUUUUUGCAUUUAUUGUUACGGAUGAUGUUGCGGUCAAACUGUAUGCCGCAAAUGUACCAAUAAGCACUAUAUUGUCCAUGCGGC
This is a messenger RNA of Zea mays, 3676 nucleotides long. Its product is annotated as protein LONGIFOLIA 1. Bases 453 to 3308 code for a protein of 951 amino acids. The transcript is spliced from 5 exons. NCBI's taxonomy places the organism in Eukaryota, Viridiplantae, Streptophyta, Magnoliopsida, Poales, Poaceae. The record is from RefSeq and is a predicted model, not a curated record. Gene Ontology annotation, biological process: regulation of monopolar cell growth.